AUGGUCGUAGGCCCCCUGGCCUUCAGCUUCAGCCUCAUGGCUGCGGACUCAGUGGCCUUCGCAGAUGUGGCUGUGGUCUUCACACAGGAAGAAUGGGCCUUACUAGAUCAUGAUCAGAGGAAGCUCUACAGAGAUGUGAUGGUGGAAACUUUAAGAAACCUGGCCUCAGUCGGCUUACAAAAAAAACAAAGCCGACGAAAAAGGAUGGUUUUGAAGCCAAGUCAAAUAGAUGUUUUACAAGCAGCCUUUGAGCAGAAUCCCUACCCUGGUAUAACUAGCAGAGAAGAACUCGCCAAAGAAAUUGGCAUUCCGGAGUCUAGAGUUCAGACUUGGUUUCAAAACCAUAGAACAAGACUUCUGAGGAAGAGUCGCUUGUCCUCCGGACAAAAUUUCCCCAAACCAGCGAGACGAAAACGGACAUCCAUCACAAGAUCUCAAACCAUUCUUCUGGUGGAAGCCUUUGAGAAGAACCGGUUCCCAGGUAUCGCAGCGAGGGAGGAGCUAGCUCAGCGCACAGGCCUCCCGGAAUCCCGGAUUCAGAUAUGGUUUCAGAAUCGAAGAGCUCGGAACUCGGGGCAGAGCACAAGUGCACCACUCCUCUUUCUGACUCCUAUCCUCUCCCGCGGCGCCAGCCCAGCACGCUCCUUCCGCUUCUGCCUGGUCAACUCAGGGCAAAAAGUGACCGCCCAGAGGGAGCGCAUCCGGCGGCGGCGCAACCGCCCGCCGCUCCGGGGAGGGACUUGGCCUCAGUUGAAUCUGAGGCCCAGCUGGGGAGAAGCAGCCCUAGCGCCACGGCUCCGCCAAUCGGUGCGCUCUGACGCGGGGAGGGCGGCUCCGCGGGUCGGGAUAUCUGCCUGCCUCGCUCGCGGGGGGCGCACGGAGGGGCUUGGGCCCGCGGGAGCCGCUGCUGCAGGACUCGGCCACUGCACCUGCCCGUCCCGCCGCGCCGCGCCCACCUCUGCUCGCGUACCUGGUUUUCUAGCCUCGCGGCCUGGCGUCUUCGUCCUUCCUCCCAGUCUCCGCCUCGCGGCCAAGCUUGACAGUGCCGAGCCCUGCCCUAGAGCCACCAGGAGGAACCGCUUCGCUCCGCCCGGAGCCCUCAGCGGGGAACGCGCCGGGAUCAUUCACGCCUGGCCUCGCCCACUAUCCAGGCCUGCUGCUCCCCAGUCAGGAAUGGGUAGCCGCGUUGGACCUCCGCACGCCUGA
This is a messenger RNA of Elephantulus edwardii (Cape elephant shrew), 1206 nucleotides long. RefSeq names its product homeobox protein OTX1-like. The record is from RefSeq and is a predicted model, not a curated record. Gene Ontology annotation, biological process: regulation of DNA-templated transcription. Lineage: Eukaryota; Metazoa; Chordata; Mammalia; Macroscelidea; Macroscelididae. The transcript has 8 exons. Gene Ontology annotation, molecular function: DNA binding. The coding region runs from base 1 to 1206 and encodes 401 amino acids.